This is a messenger RNA of Emericellopsis cladophorae, 1185 nucleotides long. RefSeq lists its product as uncharacterized. Lineage: Eukaryota; Fungi; Ascomycota; Sordariomycetes; Hypocreales; Bionectriaceae. The record is from RefSeq and is a predicted model, not a curated record. Gene Ontology annotation, cellular component: extracellular region. The coding region runs from base 1 to 1185 and encodes 394 amino acids. The transcript has a single exon.
AUGAAGUACCAAAUCAGCACCUGCCUUAUGGCAGCACUUCCCCACCUCGCCGCCGCCAUGGCCCCCUUCGCGGCCCAGGAGAUAGUCCACGGACUCAAGGACCCCUCGCCGUUCCCCCAGUUUCUGCACGUCCGCGGGUCCCCCAUCGUCCGCCAGGCUCCGCAGCUGCACGACCGUCAGGCUGAGGGUACCUGCGGUAUCGCCCAAAAGGAGUGCGGUGGCGGCUGCAUCCCCGUGAGUGGCCGAUGCUGCGAUAACGGAAACUGGUGUGGUAUAAGCACGGUGUGCGACGAAGACAACGGCGGCUGCUGCCCUGUAGGGAAAACCUGCACUGGCGCCUCGGGCGCCUGCUCCGAUGGGAAGGAGAAAUGCGGUACUGGCUGCAUGCCGGCGGGUGCCUCGUGCUGCUCGUCCGAAUACUACUGCGACGCGGGCGAAACGUGCAUGGGGAAUAUGCUCUGUUCUGGGGGCGACGGCGGUGUAGGUGACGGCAACGGAGACGAUGGCGACGGCGUCGAUGGAGAUGACGGCGGUGACGAUGGCGGCGAUGUUGACGACGGCGGUGUUGGGGACGGCAACGGCGAUGAUGAUGACGGCGGCAACGUCGAUGGAGGUGACGACGGCGGCGAUGUUGACGACGGCGGCGAUGAUGAUGACGGCGGCAACGUCGAUGGAGGUGACGACGGCGGCGAUGUUGACGACGGCGGCGAUGUUGACGACGGCGGCGAUGUUGACGACGGCGGCGAUGUUGACGACGGCGGUGUAGGGGACGGCAACGGCGAUGAUGAUGACGACGGCAACGGCGAUGAUGAUGACGACGGCAACGGCGAUGAUGAUGACGGCGGCAACGUCGAUGGAGGUGACGACGGCGGCAACGUCAAUGGAGGUGACGACGGCGGCAACGGCGAUGGAGGUGACGACGGCGGCAACGGCGAUGGAGGUGACGACGGCGGCAACGUCGAUGGAGGUGAUAGCGGCAAUGGAGACGACGACGGCGGCGAUGUUGAUGACGGCGGCAACGUUGAUGGAGGUGACGGUAGUGGAGAUGACGGCGGCGACGGCGGCGGCGACGAUGGAGACAACGGAGACGAUGGCGGGCCCACGCCAGUUCCGGCCAGCGCGACGGGUAGGCAGUUCUCCUUGACGGUGGUGUGGGUGGCGGUGGCACUCUUUAUUAUCUUCUAG